Molecule: messenger RNA, 615 nt
Organism: Hibiscus syriacus
Lineage: Eukaryota; Viridiplantae; Streptophyta; Magnoliopsida; Malvales; Malvaceae
Product: dehydration-responsive element-binding protein 2D-like
Exons: 1
Coding region: 1-615 (204 amino acids)
Biological process (GO): response to stress; positive regulation of DNA-templated transcription
Cellular component (GO): nucleus
Molecular function (GO): DNA-binding transcription factor activity; transcription cis-regulatory region binding
Source: RefSeq, a predicted model, not a curated record
AUGGGUGGUUUUGGACCUGAGAGUAAACAGGUGAGGAAGCCUGCACAAGUGAGCUCGAGAAAAGGUUGUAUUAGAGGCAAAGGCGGUCCAGAGAACGCUCUCUGUACUUAUAAAGGCGUCAGGCAACGAACUUGGGGUAAAUGGGUGGCUGAAAUCCGUGAACCCAACCGUGGUGCCCGUCUUUUGAUCGGGACUUUCGACACUUCCCUUGAAGCCGCCAUGGCUUACGAUGCCGCCGCACGUAAACUAUACGGCCCCGACGCCAAGCUCAAUCUGCCUCAGUCUCAACCCCUAAACGUGAAAAAUUCUGGUAUGAGCUCGUCGACUAUCCCAUCUAUAGCUCCACCAGUGUACAACAACUACGACGACCGCUCGAUCAUGUGUUUCGCCAAAGAGAACAUCGAGAAGGAUUCAGGGUUUGGGCAGGUUAACGAGGAUGGAACCGAUGGGUUCUGGGAGAAUAUGAAUGUUAUUGAAAAAGUAAAGAGAAUAGAGAAAUUACACAGGAAAGUAUGUGCUUUCAUAUUAGCAAGUUCACCAAUUUAUAAGGGAUACAAUGCUCAUCAGCUUUCCUCUAAUUGCCUAACAAUUCUAGCUAACCACUUAACAGAUUAA